AAUGUCAAUAAAUGCGGGAAAUUUUGAGCAAUUUGAACGUCGUCGGUCAUGAAAAUAUGUCAUCACAAACUGGACUUUCUGUUAAAACUGCUGAGAGAUUGAAUGGCUCCCUUCCUGUAGAUAUUACAGGUGCCCAGGUUCAACAAUAUCCAGAACUGGUUCAUCUACUGACAGAACUAUCACAGAGAAUUACUCCAGAUGGGGUCAGUCUCCACACCAAGCAGGAACUGGAACAAGCUGAAGAAGAAAUGAGGCAUGAGAGACACACCUGGUUACUGCAGCACAUUUUGUACAAAGAAAUUGAAGAAUUUCUGUUGGACACGGAGCUAAAUAGUCAGAAUGUUGCCCUGUCACCUGAUGACAAACAAUUUCAUACAAUGCUGCAGGAAUGUCUGACAUUGUCAGAGAUAGGGGAUUACUUGAGGUGUAGCCCUGACCCCAGCUGUAAGGUCAAUCUCCUAGGACUAACCGAGGAAAGCAUACAUAGUCAGAAUACCCACAGAAAGAACCUGCCUUACCUCCAACAAAAGUUGAUUCCCCAGAUCGAAGAACGCCUGGCUGCUAAAUGUGAAAAUUUACAGAACUACCAGGACACAGACAACAUUUUAGAUGGCAGUCCUAGCUUGGCAAAGUCUUCCCAGCUACCGGCUUUAAUGGAAGCACAGAAGCGAAAGUUAGAUGAGGACAAACAUCAGCUGGAGAGACUGCAUACUGCUAGAGAAAAACAAUUCCAGACUUACUAUCUUACUAUUCUGGAUUCCCUUAGUCUGUUGGAAGAGCUGAUCUCUAAGUAUAGACUUCAGAACCAAACAGAACAUGACACCAUUUCUGCUGAGUGGCUGAUGGGAAAAUGUGAUGGACUGUGUCUCAAAAUCAAGUUAAUUGAGCUUCAAAUUUUGUGUGAUACCUACACCGUUGAAACGACAAAAGCUCUGCAGCAAAUCAAGGAAACAUUACACAGUGCCAAAGUGGAAACAGACAAAAGUCAGACGUAUGUGACAAAAACUUUACAGGCCUACGAAUCGCUGGGGAGUGAGUUUGAUGAACUGGUCAUGGAGUACCAGAGACUAAAGGAGGAAACUGACAAUAAGGAAUGGGCGUUGUCAGAGCUACAGAAAAGUGAUAGCUAGCAUUGCUUGUGGCAGUUCUACUAUAGAUCUGUUUGGCAGGAUCAGUUCAAUGUUAGAUGUAACAUGUAGUAUUUGAUAUUGUUUCACUUCUGUUGUUGUUGUAUACAGCAAAGGAUUCAUAUAUUCACUUAUUGGUGUUACUUAAGUUAAGUCUUUUGUUUUGUAUUUGUGUGUUUGUCUCGGGCAGAUACCUUUUUGUCAAAAUCUUGUGGAAAACAAAAAAAAAACCAACACACAAACCUGUCUAAAGUUUGCUUUUGAAUGGCUUGGGGAUGUGUAUGUAAAACAGAGAAAAAGCAUGCUGUUGCUCUAUUUUGAAACAUAAAUCGUGCUAAAUUUAAUUUUCAUUUUAAAAGACAAAGGGUGGGAAUAUAAUUUCUUCAUUCAUUUGAAGAAUAUAUUCCUCCCUUCACCCCAUUAAAUGGUCUAUUAGGGCACUAUCCAGUCUAUUAACACAACAGUUGUCCAUGAAGAAAAUGUCCAUAGACUAUGUAUAUCACAGCUUUUCUUCUGAUAUUGCUUGUAGAGCUGUCUGCUUCAUCCAGUUGAAGGGAUGGUGUCAUCUGAUUCACUCUCAUCUAAAGGAAUUACAGAUUUUUGUAUUACUAAGGAACUUCUCAGAUAAACCUAGUAGUGUACAGUUACAAAUCAUUCGUCCUUGUAUAAAAUAUUAGAAGAAACCAAUUUCAGCUGUAGAUUAAAAUAAUGUGUGUCAUUUCAUAAUCACCCUUUCAUGAAAGGCAUAGCCUCUAAUCUGGAUUGUGUUUUAAAAUUUUAAAUAGUACUUGAAUAUAGCCUUUUUAGCUAUAUUCACAAGAUAGGCAUUGUACUAAACACAAUACAGGGACAUAACUCUGUCAUAGCAAUGAUGCUGGUUGUUUUGCUUGCUGAUCUGAAUGUUAGAAGACUUAGUGCUAUUGACAUAAGCCUGAUUAUUUUCUACUUUUGCUGUCUUAAAUCUAGGUCAGUGUUCAUAAAUGUUAUCAUUUAAUUUAAAUGUUACCCAAGUACCAAUAGGUCAAUACUCUCAGAUCGUAAAUUAAUCAACAUUGCUUUUAUUGUACAUUGAAAUGUUGCCCAUAUUUAACAAAAUAUUACAUUCAAUCUCAUUCUGUGCAUACAUUACAAAAUUGAUCGUUUAGAUCAGGUACUAGUAAAAAUGAUGAAGAUAUG
This is a messenger RNA of Ostrea edulis (European flat oyster), 2303 nucleotides long. RefSeq names its product HAUS augmin-like complex subunit 4. Bases 12 to 1130 code for a protein of 372 amino acids. The transcript has 9 exons. Lineage: Eukaryota; Metazoa; Mollusca; Bivalvia; Ostreida; Ostreidae. Gene Ontology annotation, biological process: spindle assembly; centrosome cycle. The record is from RefSeq and is a predicted model, not a curated record. Gene Ontology annotation, cellular component: HAUS complex. Gene Ontology annotation, molecular function: microtubule minus-end binding.